AAAGCGUUGUUUGUCACAUUAAGAUGUAACUUUCCAAAACAUUUAGCAGCGAGUUCCACAGUUAACGCCACAUUUUGAAAAUCCCAUUUUCAUAAGUGUGUGGUGCAGACUGAGAGAUUCAUAAACUUGCAAACUGGGAAAAGUUGGGUAUCGUUACUUGUCGUUAAAAUGGACUCAGCAGCAGCAGGGCAGGAUAGCUGCUGUAGUUAGCUUUGGCAAACAUUAGACACGACAGGGCAGCUGCUGCUUUUGAUGAAAUAUUCAAACACAGCAGUUCACUUGUGUCCUGUUGUUUGUGGCAGGCUUUGUGUUAGCAUAUCCAUCUGUGAUUCUUCCACAUAGCCAAAAUGAUUACAGUUCCCCGGGAAACACUGCUAGCUAGCAUUACAGUUGUCUGCUCCGUUGUAGUUGUGAAGACCUUGCAGUAAGGACACCCCAUACGAGCAACUUCAAGUUAUCAGCUAUCCAGCGGAAGUCACCGGGUCUUGUAUUUCUUUGCAGAUCCUGCAUUGGUAGUUCGAGUUAGCUAACAGUUGGCACAUUCGCAGUACACGUAGCAAUUUCAUCAGUAUGGCUGACUGCAGAUCAGUUGUCUUCUCUUCUGUAUGUCUGCAGCCCAGAACUGAUUCUUGAUUACAGGUGCUGGUGUAGGAGUGCGCCGGCGGGGAAACGGAUCCGCAAUGCUGAACCCGACCAAUGGUGACCCAGGUCACGUUGUUGUGAACUAUGUGGAGGAGUAUUUGGACCUUGUGGAGUCCCUUCCUUUUGACUUGCAAAGGAGCGUGUCCCUCAUGAAGGAAAUUGAUGCCAAGUAUCAAGAUGUUCUGAAGGAGCUUGAUGAUGCUUAUGACCGGUAUCGCCGUGAAUCUGACUCCCUUCAGAGGCGCAAGCUUCAGUUGUCUAUUCAGAGGGCGCUAAUUCGCAGUCAGGAGCUUGGAGAUGAAAAGAUCCAGAUUGCUGGUCAAAUGGUGGAGCUGGUUGAGAACCGAACGCGACAAAUAGACUGGCAUUCAGAACUACUCCUUUCCUCUCAAGAAAUCCCAGAAAGUCACAUUCCUCCGGCCACCUCCAUGACAACCACUGCAUCGUCUUUGAUGUCCUCAACAUCAGCUACAGUUACUGUGGGCAAACCCAGUCACCACGACAAGAAGCGUGAUGAGGUCACAUCAUCUUCAGGUGGUGGAGAAAAGGCGGGAGGGAAACGCUCACGACGUCAGAAAAAUGGAGAAAAUCGGGAAAGCUACGGGGGUCUGGAUCAUGCUGAGGAAGUGGGAGUGGGAGUGUCUCGGGAAAAGAAGGCCAAAACAUCUUCCAAGAAAAAGAAAAGGUCAAAAGGAAAAUCAGAGAGAGAAGUGUCUCCUCCAGACCUGCCCAUCGAUCCGGAUGAGCCAACAUAUUGCCUGUGCGAACAGGUGUCUUACGGCGAGAUGAUUGGCUGCGAUAAUGACGAAUGUCCCAUUGAGUGGUUUCAUUUCUCCUGCGUCGGGCUCCAUCAUAAGCCUAAAGGCAAGUGGUACUGCCCGAAGUGUAGAGGCGAAAACGAGAAGACCAUGGACAAGGCCUUAGAAAGGGCUAAGAAGGAGAGAGCCUACAACAGGUAGCUCACCUGGCCCCAUGAACAUUCCUGUGUGAAAAAUUUAAUUUUAUCUAUAUUAGCCUUCAUUUCCAGUUAACAGUUUGCUAAAAAAAAAAAAAAAUCCACGAAGAGAGGGGUGUUGUAAAUAGUUAUUUUUGUAACAGCUGUGUACCUGAGAAACGAGAAUGCCAUCUCCUGGUUGUUUACAAACAGUAGCUGUAGUACAGUACACAACCAUGUGCAUGUUUGUAACAAGCUGUCACAUCAUCCCUCUUUGUGUUCAUCUUGCAUGCAACAUCACAAGCUUAACUAUAUAAACUCAAAUAAAAAACAAAGUAGAAACAUGAA
Messenger RNA from Maylandia zebra (zebra mbuna), 1924 nucleotides. The record is from RefSeq and is a predicted model, not a curated record. NCBI's taxonomy places the organism in Eukaryota, Metazoa, Chordata, Actinopteri, Cichliformes, Cichlidae.